CAAAAAGAGAAGAUAAUAUAUAUGCAGAAGAUUGCAAUGAGUAGAAAAGAAGUGAUUGUAUGCCGAGGAAUAUGGUAUGUAAUGGCUCUACUCUCGCUCUUUGGCCUCUCCAUAUCACUCAAUCUUCUCUGGCCACCUGGGGGAAAGUCACCAGCAUUGUCUCGGUUCCUGAGGGACGGCGCGGUGAGUGCCACAACAUUCUAUGCGGUGACGCUACUCAGGUAUCUCUUAUUCACCGAUACUCCCUCCAGUAAUUGCUACAAGGAUUUCACUACAGACAAAGAGAGGAUUCCUCAGGUUGUGUUUGCGGAGUUUUCUAUAUUGGCGUUAUUUUGUUCUCCUUAUCUUUUGGUGGAUCAUCCUGAUCAUGACGUAUGGUUAUACAUGUCGUUAUUCACCAUAUCGUUGUUCACCGGUGGGAUAGGUCUGAUUCAGCUAUCCGAUAAGUUUAGGAUGGAUAUGAAGCAUGCUUAUAUCACGCUUCUUUGCGGUUGGUUGUGUUGGCUUUUUGGCAGUUAUGUUUUUAUUUACCUCCCCAGUAUGGCCGUGGCUAUGAUUCCUAUAGGAGUUUACUGGAUGUUCGCCCUUUCUAUCCUUUUGUAUAAUUUCUGCAGUGAGGAAUUUUCUAUAAAUUCCAGCGAUUCCCCUCUUCCUACUUAAUUCUCUUGCUUAAUUUUUCU
Molecule: messenger RNA, 680 nt
Organism: Brassica oleracea var. oleracea
Lineage: Eukaryota; Viridiplantae; Streptophyta; Magnoliopsida; Brassicales; Brassicaceae
Exons: 1
Coding region: 22-660 (212 amino acids)
Source: RefSeq, a predicted model, not a curated record